UGGAGCCCAGCAGUCUUACUUUGUAACAAGCGGUGCCUCUUGCUUUCUGCUUAGCACUAGAGAUCCUUCAUUACUGUCACUAUGAGCUGCGGUCAAAGGCACACAGUCUUAGCAGCUGGGAGAAGCAGCAGUGGCAGCUGUACUUUUGGUGGAGGAAGGGUUGCCUCUGUCUCCUCCGGACUACACACUUCUUGUGGGAUAGGCAAUGGGAGAGCUAACUCCUCUGGCCGGAGCCAUGUUGGAGGAGGUUCCACUUGUGCCUAUGGAGCAGGACGAAGCCACUGCUCAAGUGGCAGCUGCAGUGGGGGUUUUGUUAGUGGUGGCCAUCAUGGGGGAAGUGGUGGUUUGGCCGCCGGCUCCCACGUCGAGAACUCUGCUGCUAGAGGUGGUGUGGUUGGUGGUGGCCAUGUGGGUAUGGUUGGUGGCAUCCCUGCUGGAGUUGUAGCUGGUGCCCAUGCUGGCAUGGUAGGUGGCAUGGGUGGUGUAGUUGGAGGUGCUCACCCCGGUAUGGUUGGUGGUAUGGGUGGCAUGGUUGGGGGUGUCCCUGCUGGCAUGGUUGGCGGCAUGGGUGGUGUGAUUGGAGGUCAUGCUGGUAUGGUUGGUGGCAUGGGUGCCAUGGUUGCUGGUCCUGCUGCAGUUGGUGGAUUGGGUGCUGACCCUGUUUGUGGAGGUGUGUUCUCUAACUUUGAUGAGAAAAUGACCAUGCAGAACCUCAAUGACCGUCUGGCCAGUUACCUGGACAAGGUCCGAUGUCUGGAGGAGGAGAAUGCUGACCUUGAGUGCCGGAUUAGGGAAUUUUAUGCUAAGCAAGGCCCGCUCUGUGAACCAAAGGACUAUACCCAAUACCACCAACAAAUUGAAGAUCUUAAGAACCAGCUCAUUGGUACAAGUGUGGAGAACAACAAACGCCUUCUGUGCAUUGAUAACAGCAAGCUGACUGCUGAUGACUUCAGAACCAAGUAUGAGACGGAAUGCUGCCUCCGUCAGAAUGUAGAGGCCGAUAUCAAUGGCUUGAAUCAAAUCCUGGAUCAGCUGACAGUCUGCAGGUCUGACCUGGAAAUGCACUGUGAGAACCUGCAGGAUGAGCUCUGUUGUCUGAAGAAGAACCAUGAGGAGGAUAUAACCUGCCUGAAGAAGCAGUCAACCGGUGAUGUCAAUGUGGAAGUCAAUGCUUGCCCUGGACCAGAUCUGAAGAAGGUCCUGGAAGAGAUGAGGUGCAAGUACGAGGGAAUGAUUGAAAACAAUCGCAAGGAGGCUGAAACGUGGUAUGGAUCCAAGAUUGAGGAGGUGAAUCGUGACGUCUGCACCAGUAGCCAGGAGAUCGAAGACAGCAACAACAAGGUUACAGAACUGAGACGCCAACUGCAAGCCUUGCAGAUUGACUGCGAUGCCCAGUGCAGCCUGAGGGAUACCCUGGAAGCCUCCCUAGGGGAAACAGAGCAGCGCUACAACAGCCACUUGGCUGACCUUCAGGAGCGCAUUUCCUGCCUGGAGCAGCAGGUGGCACAGCUGCGGUCAGAAAUGGAGUGCCAGAACCAUGAAUACAUGGAGCUCCUUGAUGUCAAAAGCCGGCUGGAGCAGGAGAUUGCCACGUACCGCUGCUUGCUGGAGGGGGGACAGCAUGAUAUUGUUGGUGGAGCAGGAGCGGCUAGAGCCAGCAGCACAUCUGGUGGAAGAUCUGGUGAAGUCCGGACAUCCCACACUCACGUGACCCAUUCUGCAGGUCAUUCAUGCUAUGGAGGCCAUUCACAUCACUAGAUUACAGGAAAGGAGUACAGAAGAGAACUGCAGGAGAAUGGGCAGAAAGCACCCUACCUCCUGCCCCCAGAGAAGCAUUCCUAGUAGUUCAUCCAAGUUGCUGUUGGUCCAUCUGCACAAUGGUAUCCUUCAAAGCUGAUCAGAGGGCCCACGUCACUGUCUCCCAUGCUACUUUCCCAUUAUUCUGCAACAAAGCAUUCGCCCAGUCUCUGUUUCUUACCCAACAUGCACCAGUGCCGUGGUUAGCAACCCGCUGGCCACUGAAAACAAAAUAACUCCAAAAUAAAUCUCUGCUUUCCUCUUGAUGUCACCAAA
Messenger RNA from Rhineura floridana, 2073 nucleotides. Its product is annotated as keratin, type I cytoskeletal 19-like. NCBI's taxonomy places the organism in Eukaryota, Metazoa, Chordata, Lepidosauria, Squamata, Rhineuridae. Gene Ontology annotation, molecular function: structural molecule activity. Bases 82 to 1758 code for a protein of 558 amino acids. The record is from RefSeq and is a predicted model, not a curated record. The transcript has 8 exons.